AUGAACAAGAAUUCACCUUAUUCUAUUUGGGUUGCAAAUAGAGACAAUCCGAUCAAUGACACCUCUGGGAUUCUCUCCAUCGACAAAACAGGAAACCUCGUUAUACACAAUGGAAAUGAUAGCAUCCCCUUUUGGUCGACAAAUGUCUCUGUGGCACCUCCGGCGAACACUUGUUCAGCUCAACUGUUGGAUUCAGGAAAUUUGAUUUUGCUUCACAAAAGUGUUGUUGCAUGGCAAGGCUUUGAUCACCCUACGGAUACUAUGUUUCCCUUAAUGAAAAUUGGGGUGGACCGGAGGACCGGUCUGAACCGAUUCCUGAUGGCUUGGAAGUCACCUGAUGACCCAGGAGCCGGAGAGUGUCUGUAUAAAAUGGACCUCAAUGGGUCUCCACAAUUCUUCUUGUCUAAGGGUUCGGUUCGAUUAUGGCGAACCGGACCGUGGGAUGGGGAUAAAUGGAGUGGCAUUCCAUCAAAGCCCACAUAUUUCGUGUUCAACAUCACUUAUGUUGAUAAUGAUGACGAGGUCUUCGUUAUUCUCAGCAAUAAUGCAUCGAUUCUAUGGAGAUUCGUCGUGAACGAGUCUGGAACCUUAGAAAUGUUUGAUUGGCUCGAGGGAGACUGCAGAUGGGUUGGGUUCUGGUCAACCCCCAAGGAUGGUUGCGACUCUUAUGGUACUUAUGGUACCAGUGCUAUGUUCGGUAAUUGUAACCCACCCAGUGAUGGGAAGUUUGAAUGUACAUGUCUACCCGGUUUCGAACCCAAAAUUGCACACGACUGGUCCUUGUGGGACGCGUCAGGCGGGUGCGUGAGUAAACGCGGGGGAGACACGUGUCGAAAUGGAGAGGGGUUCGUGCUAAUGAUACAUUCUAACAUUCCCUAUGCAACAGUGACACGUGUGAAUAUAAGUUGGAGUUUGAAAGAGUGCGAGGAGGUGUGCUUGAAAGAUUGUUCUUGUAAUGGUUACACGAGUGCAGAUAUAAGAGGAGGAGGGAGUGGGUGUGUCACUUGGCACAGUCAGUUGAUGUAUACAAGAGUGUUUUCGGAUGGGGGUCAGGAAAAAUACAUUCGUGUUGAUGCAGUUGAAUUAGAGUCACGGUUCCUAAAAAAGACACUCUUUUUCGGACCGUGGAAUAGGGUUAAGUAUAGUGGCAUUCCACUGCAAACAUCAAAUUUUGUGUUCCGCACCACUUAUGUUGACAAUGAUGAUGAGGUUUUCAUAAUUGGUAGCAAUGAAUCGGUUCUAUCGAGUUUCGUCAUGAAUGAGUCUGGAACCGUUGAAGUACAUAAUUGGCUCGAGGGAGACCACAGAUGGGUUGGGUAUUGGUCAGCCCCUAAGGAUCGGUAUGACCCUUUUGGUCCUUAUGGUACGUGUGGUUUGUUCGGUAAUUGUAACCCACCCAGCGAUGGGAAGUUCGAAUGUACGUGUCUACCAGGUUUCGAACCCAAGUUUGCAAGUGACUGGUCCUUGUGGGAUGCGUCAGGUGGGUGCGUGAGGAAACACGGGGGAGACACGUGUCAAAAUGGAGAGGGUUUCAUGCCGUUGACACAUUCUAACAUUCCUUAUGCAACAAUGACACAUGUGAAUAUAAGUUUGAGUUUGAAAGAGUGCGAGUAG
Cornus florida is the source of this 1614-nucleotide messenger RNA. RefSeq names its product G-type lectin S-receptor-like serine/threonine-protein kinase RKS1. The record is from RefSeq and is a predicted model, not a curated record. Bases 1 to 1614 code for a protein of 537 amino acids. Gene Ontology annotation, biological process: recognition of pollen. NCBI's taxonomy places the organism in Eukaryota, Viridiplantae, Streptophyta, Magnoliopsida, Cornales, Cornaceae. The transcript is spliced from 2 exons.